GCGCUCGAGAUGUCAGUUUACAAACAAAAAGCAAACGAGUCGUAUCAGAAGCUAAGAAGCCAUAAAACGCUUCAACUCUAUAUUCCUAAAUAAAAACUUGCAUAUUACAACGUCAAUUUCAAAUCGAGAUAUAAAAUCGUAUUUUCAGUCGUGUUAAAAGUGAAAAUAAACAAAAAUCAAAAUGCCAGCAAUUGGAAUUGAUUUGGGAACGACGUAUUCGUGCGUUGGUGUUUGGCAACAAGGAAAAGUGGAAAUAAUAGCAAAUGAUCAAGGAAAUCGAACGACACCAAGUUACGUUGCAUUCACGGAUACGGAGAGACUGAUCGGAGAUGCGGCGAAAAAUCAAGUCGCGAUGAAUCCCACGAACACGGUAUUCGACGCGAAAAGAUUGAUCGGCCGUAAAUUCGACGAUCCGAAGAUCCAGAAUGACAUUAAACAUUGGCCAUUCAAAGUCGUAUCUGAAGCUGGAAAACCGAAGAUUCAAGUGGAAUUUCGUGGAGAAACGAAGAGGUUUAAUCCAGAGGAAAUAAGUUCGAUGGUACUAAUAAAAAUGAAGGAAACUGCGGAGGCGUAUCUCGGUGAAAAAGUGAAGGACGCGGUUAUUACGGUACCGGCUUAUUUCAACGAUUCGCAACGUCAAGCAACGAAGGAUGCUGGUGCUAUAUCAGGAUUAAACGUUCUGAGGAUAAUCAACGAGCCAACAGCAGCCGCAUUGGCUUAUGGUCUCGACAAAAAUCUGAAGGGUGAGAAAAACGUGCUCAUCUUCGAUCUCGGAGGUGGUACCUUUGACGUUUCGAUAUUGUCGAUCGAUGAGGGCUCGCUUUUCGAGGUUAAAUCAACAGCAGGAGACACCCAUUUGGGUGGCGAAGAUUUCGAUUCGAGACUGGUCGAUCAUUUUUGCAAGGAGUUCGAAAGGAAAUACAAGAAAAACCUGAAAUCAAAUCCUCGAUCGCUCCGUCGUUUGAGAACAGCAGCCGAACGAGCGAAACGAACUCUUUCUUCGAGCACCGAAGCCACCAUCGAGAUCGAUGCUUUGUUCGACGGUGUUGAUUUCUACACGAAAAUUUCACGUGCUCGUUUCGAGGAAUUGUGCGCCGAUCUUUUCCGAGCUACUCUCGAGCCCGUCGAGAAAGCACUGGCAGAUGCCAAAUUGGACAAAAAGUCGAUUCACGACGUCGUUCUUGUCGGUGGCUCGACUCGCAUCCCGAAGGUGCAAUCAAUGCUGCAGAACUUCUUCUGCGGCAAGCAGCUCAAUCUCUCGAUCAACCCAGACGAAGCAGUGGCGUAUGGUGCGGCCGUUCAAGCGGCUAUACUCACCGGAGAAGGCGGCAAGAGUUCAACUCUUCAGGACGUUCUUUUGGUCGACGUUGCGCCGUUGUCUCUUGGAAUAGAGACCGCUGGAGGUGUCAUGACGAACUUAAUUGAUCGGAACGCUCGUAUACCUUGCAAACAGUCGAAAACCUUCACGACUUACGCCGACAAUCAACCAGGCGUGAGUAUUCAAGUUUUUGAGGGUGAACGAGCUAUGACGAAGGACAACAACAUCCUGGGAAAGUUUGAACUGAGUGGCAUAGCACCGGCGCCUCGUGGAGUCCCGAAAAUCGAUGUGACUUUCGACAUCGAUGCGAACGGUAUACUUCACGUUACCGCUAAAGAUAUUGCCAGCGGACGUAGUAGCGACGUCCGCAUAACCAAUGACAAGGGACGUUUGUCACGCGAGGAAAUCGACAGAAUGCUCGCCGAAGCAGAACGUUAUCGUGAUCAGGACCAGGAACAACGCACCAAAGUAGAGGCUCGAAACAGCCUUGAGAGCUAUGUCUUCAAUGUUAAACAAGCUGUACAGGACACCGGUGACAAACUUGACAAGUCCGAUAAGGAAACUGUCAUUCGACUGUGUGAGGAGACCAUCAAAUGGCUUGACAACAAUACCCUCGCUGACAAAGACGAAUACAAACAUCGCCUUGAUGAAUUACAAAAGCAAUGCUCGCCCAUCAUGGCCAAGAUUCACCACGCUGGAGCAGCCGGAGGGCCUCAGGACUGCGGAGCCCAAUACAGGGAAAGCGACAACAAACAUUCUGGUCCAUCCGUCGAGGAAGUUGACUAAAUGAAUAAUACCCAGUAUUUUCCAAUGAAAACGCGACAUUCCAAAGACUGAUUUUUUGUUCCUUAAAGCUUAUUUUAAUAACCAUCGCGUUAUCACCUUGUUACUAGUCUUUCAACGAUUCAGAUUAUCUGCAUUGUUGAUCACAUUUCUUUUGAGUUGUUAUAUCGAAGUUCCAGUUCAAAUUAAUUUGUCUGUACAACAUGAAAGUUAAACCUAAUAAAAUAUAUUUAUAAUAAAACAUUAA
Molecule: messenger RNA, 2348 nt
Organism: Venturia canescens
Lineage: Eukaryota; Metazoa; Arthropoda; Insecta; Hymenoptera; Ichneumonidae
Product: major heat shock 70 kDa protein Ba-like
Exons: 1
Coding region: 182-2104 (640 amino acids)
Cellular component (GO): nucleus; plasma membrane; cytosol
Molecular function (GO): ATP binding; ATP-dependent protein folding chaperone
Source: RefSeq, a predicted model, not a curated record